Linepithema humile (Argentine ant) is the source of this 929-nucleotide messenger RNA. NCBI's taxonomy places the organism in Eukaryota, Metazoa, Arthropoda, Insecta, Hymenoptera, Formicidae. The record is from RefSeq and is a predicted model, not a curated record.
ACUUAUAGUAAAUGGAAGAGGAAUACGGGGUGACGAGCUGUGAGCAAGAUCUAAAGGACAGAAGUAUCUUUUUGUCCUACUCAAUGACUAUUCUUCUCUAUGCGCAUGACCAAGUUCCACCAAUCAAAAUUUCAGAUUUUAGAACAACACAUGAUCGUAAUAUUUUCAUCAAUUUUCACAGUUUUUUUGUGAUUUGUUGUUUUCUGUGUACGAGAUCGUUAAUUUUAAAUGUAAAAUGGUUCGAUAUUGUGUUUUAUGUGGUAAUCGUGACAAAACAGUAUCUUAUCACAAGAGCCAUAAUGAUAAAGAUUGCAAACAUGAGGAAAUUGAUAUAAAACGGAACAAAAUGGUAAAUAUCUGUGAAGAGGAAGCAUAUACUUCAAUUCAACAUAUAGCUGAUGAAAAUUUGAAUGAACUAAUUCCAGAUGAAGAAGAAAUUCAUCACAGUACCAUUGAUGUAGUUUCAUUGAUAAAUGUAACUCCUCCAAACUCUCCACGUUAUAAUGAACCACGUUAUAUUGGUGAUAUUAAGACACCACAUUUAGCUACACCACGAAGAGCUAAGAGAGCUUUUAAUUUAGCAAAGCUGGUAGUAAAGAAACAAAGAAGACAAAUUUUAACAUUACAACAAACUACUGGUAGAUUGAAAAAGCGUCUUAAAACUAUAAAAGACUUAAUAGAUCACCUCAAGAAGAAGAAUUUCAUAUCAGAUAAUGCUGUCGAUUGCUUAAUGGUACAUUUUGGACAGUAUUCAUAAUCCGUUCUUAUAUUUAAGAUUGUUUUAAAUAUGAUCUUAAAAUGCUAUGAAUCGAUUAAAAAGUCAUAUUAGUAUCUUAAGACAGUAUUUAAGAUAAUCUAAGAAUAAAAAUGGACUAUGAAUACAACCUUUGAAAAAAUUGUAUAUAGUAAUAAGAUUAAUUUUCAGUGCA